CCCAAAUUCAAAUCCCCCCUCCAAUUCCCCUCCCUCCCCAUCCACAAGAUGUCUGCCAGAGGUUUCUCCAACGCCGUGCGGCCCGUGGCCCGCCAAUUGACAAAGUCUGCCGUCCAGAGGCGCACCUUCGUCUCUGCCCUCGGCGCCGCGACCAGAGCCACUGCUGCUGUCGCUCGUCCUGUUCUCGCCGGCCCCAUGCAACAGCAGACCCGUGGUGUCAAGACCAUUGACUUUGCUGGCACCAAGGAGGUCGUCUAUGAGCGUGAGGACUGGCCCAAGGAGAAGCUCCUGGACUACUUCAAGAACGACACCCUCGCCCUGAUCGGCUACGGUUCCCAGGGUCACGGUCAGGGUCUUAACCUCCGUGACAACGGCCUGAACGUCAUCAUUGGUGUGCGAAAGGAGGGCAAGUCGUGGAAGGACGCCGUGCAGGAUGGCUGGGUCCCUGGAAAGAACCUGUUUGAGGUUGACGAGGCCAUCUCCAAGGGCACCAUCAUCAUGAACCUGCUCAGCGACGCUGCCCAGUCCGAGACCUGGCCCCACAUCAAGCCCCAGAUUACCAAGGGAAAGACCCUGUACUUCUCCCACGGUUUCUCCCCCGUCUUCAAGGACCGCACCCACGUUGAGGUGCCCAAGGACGUCGAUGUCAUCCUUGUGGCCCCCAAGGGCUCUGGCCGUACCGUCCGCUCCCUCUUCCGCGAGGGCCGUGGCAUCAAUUCGUCCGUUGCUGUCUACCAGGACGUGACCGGCAAGGCCGAAGAGAAGGCCAUCGCCAUGGGUGUGGCCGUGGGCUCUGGAUACCUCUACAAGACCACCUUCGAGAAGGAGGUGUACUCGGAUCUGUACGGCGAGCGUGGCUGCCUGAUGGGCGGUAUCCACGGUAUGUUCCUGGCGCAGUACGAGGUGCUGCGUGAGCGCGGCCACAGCCCCUCUGAGGCCUUUAACGAGACCGUCGAGGAGGCGACGCAGUCCCUGUACCCCCUGAUUGGCUCCCACGGCAUGGACUGGAUGUACGAGGCUUGCUCCACCACCGCCCGCCGCGGUGCCAUCGACUGGACCCCCCGCUUCAAGGAUGCCCUGAAGCCCGUCUUCAACUCCCUGUACGACUCUGUCAAGAACGGCGAGGAGACCCAGCGCUCUCUGGACUACAACGGCCAGAAGGAUUACCGUGAGAAGUUCGAGGCCGAGAUGGAGGAGAUCCGCAGCAUGGAGAUCUGGAGGGCCGGCAAGGCUGUCCGAUCCCUGCGUCCUGAGAACCAGAAGUAAACAACUCUGCCUGCUGUCAUGAGCAGGUUGGUUGACGGUGUUGGCGGCGAUGGUUUUUACAGGAGGGGAUACUGAUUCUGACUAACUGACUGGGUGGGCUAUGGCAGAUGCAACGGGUCGGGCAGGACAAAUGUCUGGCACGUGCAGCUCGAGAAAAGAAAAAAAGAUGGCUAAUUGCUUGUUGUUUCUUCUUUUUUCUUUCUUUUGUUAUCUACUUGGUUGAUACUCGAUGAUUCUUAGAAUCUACGCGCAAGGCUCAAAACGUGAAUUUGUAUACUACGUCCGUCUCC
Molecule: messenger RNA, 1556 nt
Organism: Cryphonectria parasitica EP155
Lineage: Eukaryota; Fungi; Ascomycota; Sordariomycetes; Diaporthales; Cryphonectriaceae
Gene: IV-2
Product: mitochondrial genome maintenance
Exons: 4
Coding region: 49-1266 (405 amino acids)
Biological process (GO): L-valine biosynthetic process
Cellular component (GO): mitochondrion
Molecular function (GO): ketol-acid reductoisomerase activity
Source: RefSeq, a predicted model, not a curated record